AUUGGGGUGUAGAGAAAAGUAAAUAACAUUUCACCCUGUGUAAUGAAUUUGCUAUAAGGCUCUAGUGCUGUAGUUAACAACACCUUUGUCCCUCUUUGCCAAAAGCUGUGAUCACCAAGGGACAUUGGCCAGGCAGUGGGACUGGAUUAAUAAUUGCAUCACAGAGUUGCUGAGUCUGUUUGGAAAGUCACUGCACAAUGAGAGGCCAACUCAUCCAAAUAACUGGGGAAAGGAGCCUUGCAGCACUCCUGAAAUAGCACCUGUGUGUUCUCUCUUUGGUGCCUCUGCUUUCCAAAGCCACUGUUGGGAACUCUUCCUCCUUCUAGAAAAGUCAAAUCCUGCUUAAUAAAUGCAAAAUGAGUCUCCUGAAAGCUUCAGCUGGGGAUGGACUCUGGAGCUGCUGUGUUCUGCUUGGAGAUCCCAGAGGAGUGUGUGGAUAAUGAGCUCUUUCUUUACAAGAAAAAUGCUGAGUUGGUGCCUGCUGAUAAAGGUCACUUGAGCUGUCUAAAGGAUCUCCUGAUUUUUAAAUGAGUUUCUUAAUAAAAAGGGAAUUUAGCCAGAGGAUCAGUGCAUUCCUGGCUAAUUUAACCCCCAUCUAGACAAGCAGCACAAUAAACACCUUUUCUGUGGGGGAAGAUGUCAAAGGAUGGGGAGCCAUCAGCAUUUUUUUCUUCACUUUAUUCAUAAAUAGCAUAACCAGAGCUAACAUAAAGUUUAGAAAUUACCCAUUUGGUGUCAUUAAUAUAUUUGUAGAAACAGUGUGAUUGCAGUAUCUGGUUUUUGGGGAGGCCUGGCCAGGCUGCUGAUGAAAGCCACUCUGAUUUCAGGUUUCUGAUCCCAGUGUCCCCUCCGAUUCCACCAUGACAGUCGGGUAGCACUGCUGGAACAUCUUUGCCAAGCUCUUCUCUUAGGAAACGCCACCAACUCCUCACAGCACGGAGGCCCAGCAUGAAUGGGAACUGUGCUGGGGGCACAGACUGGGUGAGAAAUCUGGAGUCCAGUUGUCCUGUGGAAAACAGAACUGUAGCAGCCCAUGAGUCAGAAGAAAGUUCUGUGGUGUUAGGAAGUCACAGCCCUGCAGUUCCCAGGACUGAGGGUUUGGAUUCUGAAUGCCGACACAACACUUGCCCAGUAAGUCCCCAGAUCAGUGGCAUGCUGUCUGCUCCUGAAGAACCUCACAACUGCCAUAUCCCAGAUGGAAAUAAAAGACAGCUGGAAUAUUUUAAUACCCAGGAACGCCAUGGAUGUUGUGCAGUGUCUUCAAGCAGCAGUUCCCAGACAGUAGCUCCAGAGAAAGUGACCCUGGUGGUGGAUGGCACCCGCUUUGCAGUGAACCCCCAGAUCUUCACUGCUCACCCUGACACCAUGCUGGGAAGGAUGUUUGGGCCAGGCAGAGAAUACAAUUUCACCCGGCCAAAUGAGAAGGGCGAGUACGAGAUCGCAGAAGGGAUCAGCUCAGCCGUGUUCCGCACCGUGCUGGAUUAUUACAAAACCGGAAUCAUUAACUGCCCUGAUGGGAUUUCCAUCCCAGACCUUCGAGACACAUGUGAUUACCUCUGCAUAAACUUUGAUUUCAACACAAUUAAAUGUCAAGAUUUAAGUGCUCUGUUACACGAGCUGUCCAAUGAUGGGGCUCACAAGCAGUUUGACAGCUACCUGGAGGAGCUCAUCCUGCCCAUCAUGGUGGACAGCGCGAGGAAGGGCGAGCGCGAGUGUCACAUCGUCGUGCUGACUGAUGAGGACACCGUGGACUGGGAUGAGGAUCAUCCACCUCCCAUGGGAGAGGAGUAUUCACAAAUCCUUUACAGUUCCAAGCUGUACAGAUUCUUCAAGUACAUCGAGAACCGGGACGUGGCCAAAGCCGUGUUAAAGGAGCGGGGCCUGAAGAACAUUCGCAUUGGCAUCGAAGGGUACCCCACGUGCAAGGAGAAGGUGAAGAGGAGGCCUGGUGGCCGCUCUGAGGUGAUUUAUAACUACGUGCAGAGGCCAUUCAUCCAGAUGUCCUGGGAGAAGGAGGAGGGCAAGAGCCGCCACGUGGAUUUCCAGUGUGUUCGCAGCAAAUCCCUGACAAACCUGGUCACGGUGGGGGAUGAUGUGUCAGAGGACCACGAGGUUAUCAUGCAUCACCCCCCACAAGUGGAUGAACUGGACAGGCUGAACGCCCCCUUCUCCCAAAUGGUUGUGAACGAUCUGCCAGAUUAGUGGGGCUCAGGGUGGAGAAUCCUGAGAAUGUGGGAACCUCUCACCGUGCUUUCAUCCCACUGAUGGGACACAGACUCCUGCAAGGUGCUUCAUCCUCGUUCGUGCUCUUAUUACCUUGUCAUAUUUCAAGCAUGUUAAUAAAGAGCCACACUCCAUGGUCUUAAUUGUGCAAUCAAAAGCAACAUCUCCUCAGACAAAAAGAAGUGACCUGUUGUUUCUACUACAAAGGCUUCCGGAUUGUGGGUGCUGAAUAUUUUAUCUAAACUUCUGAAAGAAGAGCACAAGUGUGUAGGAACGUCUUGUUUGACAUGAGAGGAAAAUCUGGGCCUGUCAAGACAAAGUUUUCCUUUACAAUUAGGCACAGCUUUGUUUUUGUGAGUUACAGAGGAGUGAACGUCAAAGCAGGACAGAUGAUAUUCUAUAUCAACCAGCAGAAAUGUAGCACAGUGUGACAGCAAAACCCUGAGCGUGGAGGAAUCUGCUUGCACUGCCACCUGGCUUUGGAUCCAGCGUGGUGUACUGCUGCCCUAGGGAAGGAGGAACCAGUUCCAUAGGAAGCACAUGCCUGUUCACAGGAAUUCCCCAUCUGUACUUCUCCAUGAGAUGGAAUCUUUGUUUUUAGGGAUGUGUUCUGUUAAGUUCAGUAAAAUGAGUUGAUUAUGCUGAAGGAAAACCCAAAAGAGACUGUAGCCAAUAUUUUACCAAUAAAAUAAAUCUGUUAAUAGCCAGA
Messenger RNA from Sturnus vulgaris (Common starling), 2932 nucleotides. The record is from RefSeq and is a predicted model, not a curated record. NCBI's taxonomy places the organism in Eukaryota, Metazoa, Chordata, Aves, Passeriformes, Sturnidae.